This is a messenger RNA of Neohortaea acidophila, 1511 nucleotides long. RefSeq lists its product as uncharacterized. The record is from RefSeq and is a predicted model, not a curated record. The transcript has a single exon. NCBI's taxonomy places the organism in Eukaryota, Fungi, Ascomycota, Dothideomycetes, Mycosphaerellales, Teratosphaeriaceae. Bases 414 to 1475 code for a protein of 353 amino acids.
AAGGAACCUGAAAGUGACCUGAGCUGUCACACCACCAAAUGAAACCUGAAAGUCUUGGAAAAGUGAGGGGAAGCAGAGGAAUGCAACUGCCUUGACUGGCCGUCCGAUGAUCUCAUCGUGGCAGAGCUUCACGCCUUCAAUGCCUUGCUACAAAUAGACGCGACCCCCGGUCUGUUUUCACACGAUUCAUUUCAUCGAGCUACUCAUUCACUCAACCACAUCACACCAAACUACCAGAACCAAUCUAGUCCUUCCCUCACUCUCACUUCCACAAAGCAACAUGUCGGGCAGAAACCCAGGUACAUCUUCGCUCCAUCCCCCCAUCUUCCAGGAAACCCGCUCUGACACUGUCUACAGGAAACGACCAAGGGUUCAACGACGGCUACGACGACAAGAGCGCCGGCAGGAACGUCAUGCAAACCGGCAGAGACGAGACGGUCCAAGACGCGUACGCCCGCGGCGCCUCUGGCAACCCAAGGCUCGGAGGUAACCAGCAACGAGACGAUGCUUUCAACGAUGGUGCCCAAGGUGGCCGUGGCGGCGGAGGCUUCCAGCAAGGUGGCCAAGGCUACGAUGAUCAAUCUCAGGGUGGCCUAGGUGGCCGUGGCGGCGGAGGCAUGCAGCAGGGUGGCCAAGGAGGGUUCGGCGAUGGUGUCCAGGGUGGCCGUGGUGGCGGAGGCUUCCAGCAGGGUGGCCAAGGCUACGACGACCAAUCUCAGGGCGGCCGUGGCGGUGGAGGCUUCCAACAGGGUGGUCAAGGAGGAUUCGACGAUCAAUCCCAGGGUGGCCGCGGCGGAGGCUUCCAGCAAGGCGGCCAAGGAGGGUUCGAUGAUCAAUCUCAAGGUGGCUUGGGCGGCCGCGGCGGAGGCAUGCAGCAGGGUGGCCAAGGCUACGACGACCAGUCCCAGGGUGGCCUAGGUGGCCGCGGCGGAGGCAUGCAGCAGGGUGGCCAAGGAGGAUUCGACGACCAAUCUCAGGGCGGCUUGGGCGGACGCGGCGGAGGCAUGCAGCAGGGUGGCCAAGGAGGAUUCGACGACCAAUCUCAGGGCGGCUUGGGCGGCCGCGGCGGAGGCAUGCAGCAGGGUGGCCAAGGCUACGACGACCAAUCCCAAGGCGGCCUCGGUGGUCGCGGCGGUGGCGUCCAGCAGAACCGCGCAGACUUCGACGACCGUGCCCAAGGCGGCGCCGGCGGUGCGGGCUUCCAGCAACAGGACCAGAGGUUCGACGACAACUCCCGCGACGACAGGUUCCGCUCGGACGAGGACAAGUCGAAGUCGGGCAAGAUGGGGGAUGCGAUGAAGAAAAUGGUGGGCAAGGGCGAUAAGGAUAAAGACCGGGAUGGUUACGAUGACCGGGAUGAGUAUGACAACAGGGAUGAUUAUGACCGGAAGGGGGAUAACACGAGCACUCCCGGCGAUAGGAGCAUGGGGGACAAGAUGAAGAAUGUCUUCAAGGGGCGUAAGCCUGACACUUGAGGGGUCGAUUUCGGAUUGUACUGUUAGCUCCGGCAA